GCGAGCGGCAGCGCCUGGCUAUUUUGCUGCCCGUGUAUAUGUAUGUGUUUGGCCAUGUCGUAUCCUCAGGGUUACUUGUACCAGCCCUCCGCUUCCUUGGCUCUCUACUCGUGCCCGGCUUACAGUACCAGCGUGAUUUCGGGACCCAGGACCGAUGAGCUCGGGCGAUCUUCUUCGGGCUCCGCUUUUUCGCCUUAUGCCGGAUCUACCGCUUUUACCGCCCCUUCUCCGGGUUACAACUCCCACCUCCAGUACGGCACAGACCCGGCAGCUGCCGCCGCCGCCGCCUUCACUUCCUACGUGGGCUCACCCUACGACCACACACCAGGUAUGGCAGGUUCCCUGGGGUACCAUCCCUACGCGGCGCCCCUGGGUUCCUACCCCUAUGGAGAUCCAGCCUACCGAAAAAACGCCACCCGGGAUGCCACCGCCACCCUGAAGGCCUGGCUGAACGAGCACCGCAAGAACCCCUACCCCACCAAGGGCGAGAAGAUCAUGCUGGCCAUCAUCACCAAAAUGACCCUCACCCAGGUCUCCACCUGGUUCGCCAACGCCCGCCGGCGGCUCAAGAAGGAGAAUAAAAUGACCUGGACCCCAAGGAACCGGAGCGAGGACGAGGAAGAAGAGGAGAAUAUCGACCUCGAGAAAAACGACGAGGAUGAGCCCCAGAAGCUGGAAGAAAAGGGCGACCCGGAGGCUCCCGAGACAGGCGGAGAAGAGCAGAAGGCAGCCCCGGGCUGCGAGCGGCUGCAGGAGCCCCACUCCCCGGCGGGCCAGGAGGCCGAGGGCGGCCUGAGUGACUCGGAUUGUAAAGCGCCUCCGGAGGAGAGGCUGGCUGGGAGGCCGGCCCCCCCCAAAGCGGCCGGCCCUGCGGCCUUGGUGCAGUGCCCGGCCAGCCGGAUCCUGCAGCAGGCGGCGGGCGGCGAGGAGCACCAGUACCGGCCCCCUUCGGCAGCCGCCGCCGCCGCCCCCCACCCGGGAGAGCUGCACCCCAUCGCCCCCUCCAGCAACAGCACGUCGGUGAUCCACUCGCCGCAGCAGGCUGCCCUCGCCAAACCCAAACUCUGGUCCCUGGCCGAGAUCGCCACCUCCGCGGACAAAUCGAAAGAGAGCAGCAGCGAGGUGUCUCCGGGAGCCGGGCCGACCCAGGGCCCUCCCUUGGCCGGGAGCAGCACCUCGCAGUCCCCGUCGCGGUCCCCCUCCUCCCAGUGCCCUUUUCCUAACAGCGCCGUCCUCUCCCGGCCCCUUUACUACGCGUCUCCGUUUUAUCCCGGGUACACGAACUACAGCACCUUUGGGCACCUUCACAGCCACGCUGGCACCAGCCCGGCAGCCGGACCCCCCGGCAGCCAUUUCAGUGGAUUAAACCAGACUAUUUUAAACAGAGCAGAAACCUUGGCUAAAGAAACUAAAAUGAUCAGAAGCCAAUCCCAAGUAGAUCUUUGCAAAGACUCACCUUACGAACUGAAGAAAGGUAUGUCCAACAUUUAAUAUUGGCUUCUUCUCCGAUAACUCCCCUUGGGACUUUGGUUUUUUUUUUUUAAUUUAUUUAAUGCUUUGGCAGUUAUUUUUCCACUACCAAGAGAAAAACAAAACAAACAAACAAACAAAAAUCAAAGACACACUCCUAGUCAAAAGUUUAUAAUUCAUAGGAAAUGGCUGAGUAUAAAAGAACUCAGAAAUGUCUUAAUCAACUGAAAACAAAAAUUACACACAAAAGGAGAAAGAUUUGUAUUAAAUCUUAUUCUGUAUAUUUAAUGUAGCUUUUUGUAUUUAAAUUGAUAAUACGGUAUCUUUGAAGUAACUUAUGAAACCAA
Mauremys mutica (yellowpond turtle) is the source of this 1817-nucleotide messenger RNA. It is a transcript of the gene IRX5, whose product is annotated as iroquois homeobox 5. Bases 43 to 1491 code for a protein of 482 amino acids. Gene Ontology annotation, biological process: cell development; regulation of transcription by RNA polymerase II; neuron differentiation. The transcript has 3 exons. NCBI's taxonomy places the organism in Eukaryota, Metazoa, Chordata, Testudines, Geoemydidae. The record is from RefSeq and is a predicted model, not a curated record. Gene Ontology annotation, cellular component: nucleus. Gene Ontology annotation, molecular function: RNA polymerase II cis-regulatory region sequence-specific DNA binding; DNA-binding transcription factor activity, RNA polymerase II-specific.